UAGUCUGUACUCGCGCAAAGCGUCUUGAAAGAAAUAACAAGCGAGAGCUUCAAAAGAAAACUUCUCUUUGCCGUCUCCGGGGAGGACGGUAUUUUAAUGUAAAGCAAAAGAAUCUUUUGCUAGAUUUCAACACCAUCGUUCUCCUUCGGCGCAAUUGCAACCAAUCCGAACUUUCUGGUAGGUUCGUUACAUCUUUUUGAACCUUUCUCGUAAUAAUUGGGAUUGAUUUCAAGCAGAAAUUGUUUGAUUUAACGGAUUUCGAGCAUUCGGUCCCGCUACCGCGUGGCGUUUAUUUUCGGUCAAUCUUGAGAUGGUUAUUGAGGUUUUAUUUUGAUAGAUCAAUGGGUAUACUUUUAUGAUUGGAAGGGUUUUGAUUAGCAAAUCGUUGUGUUUCGGUUUUCUCUCUGUCUGUUGAUGUAUCUUGCUAUUAUUGAAGAGAAAUAUCGGCUUGUGAACGUGCCCAAAUUAUUCCUGGGUGCUAUCAGGCCAUUGAAUCUUUUGUUUGAAGGCAAGGUCUAUUCGUUUUGUAUCCCGAGAGAUAGAUGGGAUAAGGAGUUUUUUAAGCUACAAAGUGGAUAGUAAAUCAUAUUUUGUCGACAUCAUAGAGUUUUUGUAGCGGAAUUGUUGAAGUAGAUUGAUUUGUGUUACAACUUUUUGAGAUGGGCUCUUCACAAGGAUCUACAUUGUCAACAAAUAUUUCUGCCGGAUUUGUGGAUGGUUCAUCUACACGCCGAGGGGUUUCUUAUGUUGAUAGUUUGCCUGUUUAUGUUAAGGAGCUCAUUGCUGGGGGCGCUGCAGGAGCAUUUGCUAAGACGGCUGUUGCACCUCUGGAAAGGACUAAAAUUCUCUUGCAGACAAGAACGGAAGGGUUCCAAUCUCUUGGGGUGUGUCAAUCCUUAAAGAGGUUACUGAAGCAGGAGGGUAUUCGUGGAUUUUAUAAAGGAAAUGGAGCUAGUGUUCUUCGGAUUGUUCCUUAUGCAGCCUUGCAUUUUAUGACGUAUGAGCAAUAUCGUGUUUGGAUUGUGAAUAACUAUUCAGCAUUGGGAUCAGGGCCUGUUAUAGAUCUUUUAGCUGGUUCACUGGCUGGAGGAACGGCAGUUUUAUGCACAUAUCCUUUAGAUUUGGCUCGUACAAAACUUGCUUAUCAGGUUGUAGAUACUAGAGGAAGUUUCAGGGGUGGUAUAAGAAGUGUAUGUGCUCAACCUGCAUAUGGUGGCAUAAAAGAUGUACUCACAAGUGUCUACAAGGACGGGGGAAUGCGUUCUCUCUAUCGAGGCAUAGGUCCAACCCUAACUGGAAUUCUCCCUUAUGCUGGUUUGAAGUUCUAUGUAUAUGAGGAACUUAAGAGACAUGUUCCUGAAGAGCAUCAGAAGUCAAUUAUGAUGCGUCUUUCUUGUGGAGCCCUAGCAGGGCUAUUUGGGCAGACCCUCACAUACCCGUUAGAUGUUGUUAGGAGACAGAUGCAGGUAGAAAAUCUGAGACCUUCCAUUAAGGGUGAUGCCAAAUACAGGAACACAUGGGAAGGGCUUACCAGCAUUGCACGAAAUCAAGGGUGGAAACAGUUGUUUGCAGGCCUGAGCAUUAAUUAUAUCAAGAUUGUUCCUUCUGUGGCAAUUGGUUUCACUGCAUAUGACAUGAUGAAAGUAUGGCUUCACAUACCACCUCGGCAGAAAUCGCAAUCAGUCUCCAACUCAUAAUCUUGACGAUAGCUAUCAGACUUUGUACAAG
Pistacia vera is the source of this 1728-nucleotide messenger RNA. Its product is annotated as mitochondrial carrier protein CoAc1. Bases 660 to 1697 code for a protein of 345 amino acids. Gene Ontology annotation, biological process: transmembrane transport. The record is from RefSeq and is a predicted model, not a curated record. The transcript has 7 exons. NCBI's taxonomy places the organism in Eukaryota, Viridiplantae, Streptophyta, Magnoliopsida, Sapindales, Anacardiaceae. Gene Ontology annotation, cellular component: mitochondrial inner membrane.